Impatiens glandulifera is the source of this 3591-nucleotide messenger RNA. RefSeq names its product putative disease resistance protein RGA3. Bases 1 to 3591 code for a protein of 1196 amino acids. The transcript has a single exon. NCBI's taxonomy places the organism in Eukaryota, Viridiplantae, Streptophyta, Magnoliopsida, Ericales, Balsaminaceae. The record is from RefSeq and is a predicted model, not a curated record. Gene Ontology annotation, biological process: defense response to other organism. Gene Ontology annotation, molecular function: ADP binding.
AUGAUUAAUGCAGCUCUAAUAAGUGGUUUGCUUUCAAAUUUGGCACCUCUGAUUAAGGAUGAAUUCUCGUUGUUUUGGAAUUUUAAGGAAGAUGUUUUAAAGCUAUCAAGCACACUAUCUUCAAUUAAUGCUGUACUUGAGGAUGCUGAGAGAAAGACCGUGCGGGAGAAGGACAAACAAACGGAAGAUUGGUUGCGGAAACUCGGAAAUGUAUUGUAUGAGGUUCGAGACAUCAUGGAUGAUUGCACCUUUAAAGAUCUUCGUCUUCAAGUCAAAAGGCUUAAUGCCUCCUCUUCAACCCGGAUCCAGGUAACCAACUCAAUAACCCAUCCUUUUAGCAAUAUUUGGAUGCGUCGAGAAAUUGGUCAAAAAAUUAAGGAUGUUCAAAAGAAACUAGACCAAAUUUCUUCGGAGCGCCAAAAGUUACAUUUGCGUGAAUCUAUUCAUGACUCAAAAAUAGACAAGUUUACUAGUAGUUGGCGUGAAACCAUGUCUCUUCCUAGUUCUAGUAAAGUAUACGGGAGAGAUAAGGAGAAGAAACAUAUUAUUGAUAUUCUAGUCAAUAAUACAUCUUCUAGUGUUAAUGUUGCCAAAGAACUAUCUGUUCUCCCCAUUGUUGGAAUCGGGGGUCUUGGUAAAACAACAUUUGCCCAAAUGGUCUUCAAUGACGAGGAGAUUGCUAACCAUUUUGAUACAAAAAUCUGGGUUUGUGUUUCUGAUGAAUUUGAUAUUAAGUCUGUUAUUAAAUCCAUCAUAGAAGACAAGGCAGAAGCUUGCUUAGAAGAUUUGCAGAAAAAAGUUAGGGACAAGUUGAAAGGGAAAAAAUAUUUGAUUAUAUUGGAUGAUGUUUGGAAUGAAAAUGUUGAGGCAUGGGAUCAGUUGAGAUCUAUCUUGGAUUGUGGAUCAAGUGGUGCGUUUGUCCUUACAACGACACGUAAAAUAAAUGUGGCAAGAAUCAUGGAAACAAUUCAACAUUUUGAGUUAUCAUUGCUCUCUAAUGAUGAUUGUUGGCUACUUUUUGAGCAACGUGCAUUUAUGUGUGGAACACCAAAAUCUUCAAACUUUGUUGAUAUUGGUAAAGAAAUAGUUAGAAAAUGUAAGGGUGUUCCUUUAGUUGCCAAGACAUUGGGAAGUCAAUUGGGCUUUAAGAGUGAUAUAAAUGAAUGGUGUAAAAUAAGAGACAGUGAGAUAUGGGAGAUAUUCCAAAAUGAAGAAUCAGAUUUGUUGCCUAUUCUAAGGUUGAGUUACUAUGACCUCCCUUAUCAUUUGAGAAGAUGCUUUGUGUUUUGUGCUAUAUUUCCCAAGGAUACUAGAAUUGAAAAGGACAGAUUAAUCAAAUUGUGGAUGGCCCAUGGUUUAAUUCCUACAAUUAAAAACCAAGAAGUGGAAGAUGUUGGGAAUACAAUUUUGAAGGAGUUGUGUUGGAGAUCAUUUUUUGAAGAUGGAAAAACUAGUUUUUAUAAAAGAUGUACGAUGCAUGAUCUUAUCCACGAUCUUGCCCAAUCUAUUAUGAAAGAUGAAUGUUAUAAGCUGGAUGCUAAUAGCUCAAGUGAUGGUUUAGGACGUGAUAUUCGUCAUGUAACAGUAAUGUUUCAUUGGUUAGCCAAAACAUCAGUUUGUUCUCUUAAAAAUAUUCGAGAGUUGCAAUCAAUAAUGCUCUAUGGAAAAGAUAAUGGAGAAGGCGCAAUGGAGAUUUUGAGUAUUUUGAAGGAACUUCCGUCUUUACGUGUCCUUGAAUUAAACAACGAUAUGAAAUAUCAUGGUGUGUUUUAUGUGCAAUAUCAAGAUUUGCGUAAUGUGGGAUGUCUAAAACAUCUUAGAUACUUAGACAUUUCAUAUAGUAGGAUAACUGCAUUACCCAAUAGUAUUUGUAAUCUUUUGAACUUGCAGACUCUACAACUCAAUUCUUGUUGUCAGCUUGAACGAUUGCCUAGAAACACAAAAGACCUUAUUAGCCUGAGACAUCUUUAUUUGGAGGGUUGUAGUAGAUUAAUCUACAUGCCUGGAGGGAUGGGGCAAUUGAAACUUCUCAAGACGCUAAGCUUGUUUGUGAUAGGUGAGAAGAAGAGUGACUGUCAACUAGAUGAAUUAAAAAAAUUGGAUAUCGGUGGAUCAUUGAAAAUUAAACGCCUUGGAAGAGUUAGUGAUGCAUCUAUUGCAAGAGGGAUAAGUAUGGCUAAAAUGUCGAGUAUCAAUAAAUUGAAUCUGGAAUGGACAUCUAACAAUGAAGUCGAUGAUAAUGAGAGAAAUAGUACUAGACAUGAGAAAAUUGGUGAAGCUCUGGAGGUUUCAACUACAAUGCUGCAGGAAUUACAAAUGAGUGGUUACAAAGGUGUGAAUCUCCCUAAAUGGGUGGGAAAUUCAUUUCCUUUUCUAACAUUCCUCAAGCUUAACGACUUGGACAAUGUGAAUACUAUUUUUAGUAGUUGCGAUGACAAUGAAAUGAUAGUACUAUUCCCUUUGUUAGAGCAACUUGUUAUUGAUAGCAUGAAGAAUUUGAGGAAAUUAGUGUCUUCUAGCUGUUGGAGUACUGGAGCAUUCCCUAAUCUAUGCACGCUGAAUAUAUCUGAUUGCCCAAAACUAGGGAGGUUGCCUCCACAUCUCAAAGCACUCAAGCAUCUAACUGUUGAAGGUAAUCAAUGUUCCGAUGAAUUGUUAUAUAGCAUCUCGAAUCUUAAUGGGCUAACAGAUCUAAGAGUUUAUGGUUUCGAAAAUGUGAAGUACAUAUUCACAGUAAACAACAUGAAUACUAGUGGCAAUGACAUUAAUGAAAUUGAAGUAGUAUUAUUCCCUUUCUUGAAGGAGCUUGAUAUUUCUGACAUGAAGAAUUUGAGGGAAUUUGUGUCUCCUACUAUUCAUAGUCCUAGUUGUUGCGGUAGUGCUAUUACUGGAACAUUUCCUAAUCUAUGGAAGAUAAUCAUAACUCAUUGCCCAAAGUUAGGGGCCUUGCCACCGCAUCUCAAAUCACUCGCAGAUGUAGCUAUUCGGGGUGAAUGUUCGGAUGAGCUGUUAUAUAGCAUCUCAAAUCUUAGGGGUCUCACUCAUCUCUGCAUUGAAGAAAUGAAUGAAAGAAUCGUUUUAUUUCCAUCUGCAUUAAGGUUUGGUAAUGAUGAUGAGAUACCAUCCUCAACCUUUACAGACAAUAAUGAAGCACAAGGAAGACAGUCAACUUUCCAAUCUCUUCGACAUCUGAAAAUUUACAAUUGCUCGAAGUUAAGGCGUUUGUUUAAUGAGGGAAUGAUAAUGCAAGAGACAUUAACGAUUAGUGGCUGUCAGAACCAACAAAAUCAUCUCCAAGGACAAACAAAAAGAACAAGUGGUCUCACCAACCUCAUGAACUCCCUCAAGGAAUUGUUAAUUCGUAAUUGUCCCAAGUUGAUGAUAUCACUUGAGGAAUUCGGAAACCUCAAUAUUAAUAAUUCAUUGCAGAGUUUGAAUAUUAAAUACUGUCCUAAGUUGGUGUCUUCAGAAGAAGCGGACGAUUUUAUGGCACUCCUGCGUUCCCUCCGAACAAGAAUUGGUCGUCAGAAGUUCACAGUAGAUUUUCUAUUGGAUGUGGAAGAGGAAGAACAGAGAAAAGUUGCCAUAUAA